Molecule: messenger RNA, 2544 nt
Organism: Antrostomus carolinensis (chuck-will's-widow)
Lineage: Eukaryota; Metazoa; Chordata; Aves; Caprimulgiformes; Caprimulgidae
Gene: FEM1C
Product: fem-1 homolog C
Exons: 1
Molecular function (GO): protein binding
Source: RefSeq, a predicted model, not a curated record
CUUGCAGGAAAUACUGCAUUACAUGACUGUGCAGAAUCUGGAAGUUUGGAGAUCAUGAAGAUGCUUCUCAAGUAUUGUGCUAAAAUGGAAAAGGACGGUUAUGGAAUGACUCCCCUUCUGUCAGCUAGCGUGACAGGGCACACAAAUAUUGUGGACUUCCUGACCCAGCAUGUACAGACCAGUAAGGCUGAGCGCAUUAAUGCUCUGGAACUUCUAGGAGCAACGUUUGUGGACAAAAAGAGAGAUCUACUUGGUGCUUUGAAAUACUGGAAGCGAGCUAUGGAAAUGAGAUACAGCGACAGGACUAAUAUCCUGAGCAAACCUGUGCCACAAACACUAAUUAUGGCUUAUGAUUAUGCUAAAGAGGUAAACAGCUCAGAAGAGCUAGAAAAUCUUAUUGCAGACCCUGACGAAAUGAGAAUGCAAGCACUAUUAAUUAGAGAACGUAUUCUUGGCCCUUCUCACCCAGAUACAUCCUACUAUAUUAGAUACAGAGGUGCUGUCUACGCAGACUCUGGAAACUUCAAGCGUUGCAUCAACUUGUGGAAAUACGCUUUGGACAUGCAGCAGAGUAAUCUUGAUCCGCUGAGCCCUAUGACAGCCAGCAGCUUACUAUCAUUUGCUGAGCUUUUCUCCUUCAUGCUGCAGGACAGGGCGAAAGGCCUGCUAGGUACUACUGUCACAUUUGAUGAUCUCAUGGGUAUACUGUGCAAAAGUGUUCUUGAAAUAGAACGGGCCAUGAAGCAAACCCAGUGUCCUCCUGAUCCAAUACAGCUGAACAAAGCCCUUUCCAUCAUUUUGCAUUUAAUUUGCUUGUUGGAGAAGGUACCUUGCAGCUUAGAACAGGAGCAUUUUAAGAAGCAGACUAUUUACAAGUUUCUUAAGCUUCAGCCUAGGGGGAAGAAUAACUUCAGUCCGCUUCACCUUGCUGUUGACAAUAAUACUACAUGUGUGGGUCGCUACCCAGUUUGUAAAUUCCCUUCUCUACAAGUUACUGCUAUCCUGGUGGAAUGUGGUGCUGAUGUAAAUGUCAGAGACUCUGAUAACAACAGUCCACUACACAUUGCUGCACUGAACAACCAUCCAGACAUCAUGAAUCUUCUUAUCAAGUCAGGUUCACACUUUGAUGCCACCAACUCACGUAAACAAACUGCUAGUGAUUUGCUGGAUGAGAAGGAAAUAGCAAAAAAUUUAAUCCAGCCCAUAAAUCAUACUACGUUGCAGUGUCUUGCUGCUCGUGUAAUAGUGAAUCAUAACAUAUGCUACGCAGGGCACAUCCCUGAGAAACUAGAGAACUUUGUUUUGCUCCACAGAUGAUAGUGUGGAGUCCCAGUCUGAAGCACGACUUGGUGAUGGUAUUUUCCUUGAGCACUGUUGUGACACACCAGCGUUCCUUUAGCUUGCUCCAUCUUGCUCUCGUUGGCUGAAGUGUUGUUAGUAUCAGAUCUGCAGAGUUGGUUACCCAGUAUUUAAUAUGAAAAUGCCAUAUAAUAUAUUUUGUGCAUUAUUUAGAAAUGUAAUGCCAUAUUUAGACUCUUAAAAUUGUCUGCCAAAGGCUUGUCUGUUCUGGUCUUAUUUGCCUGUUGGGUGUUUGGGACUGAAUUGAGUGUUUUCCACUGAUGUCUUUUUACUGUAACUGUUAUGUGGAUUUUAUACAGUUGUAAGGUCAUCUUUUUUGGUUUUGCUUGAGCGUUUCUACUCUAACUCUAUUCUUUUUUUAUGGACUCAUUGCUAAACUGUACAAGUUGUAUGGACUUGUUAACAUUUGCAACUACCAUAAGUGCUUUUAUCUUCUCUAUGCACUGGCUUAAACAUGACUGUUGUGUGUGAGCAUAUUUCUAUGCAGCACUUGGCCAAUUUUAACUUAAAUGCCAGUUUUGUUUUGCAGUUUGUUUGGAGCUUUUUUUUUGAGAAUGGUGUCUUCCUAGCAUGAUGAAUUUUGGAGUUACUUAUCAGCUCUCCAAACUUCGGUUUGACUUUUUUGACUGCUGUAACUGAGGUUGCUUUCCUUUUGAUCCUCUGGAAAUUUGUGAGAAGAAAAUGUUGCUUUUUCUCAUUGUAGUCCACUCGAACUCUAAAUCUGAAAAUCAUUUUGUUGCACCAUGCAGUUAGGGGAAGAGUCUUCGUUAUGUACAACUGACAUAUUCCCCUUUGCAGUAUGUCUUGCUUGUGCUGGUUACAUGACUAGAUGUGAAGUUUGCUCAAAGUUUAACCUCAAACUUAAUGAUACACUUUAAUGAGAAAUAGAUCAAAUGUAUGCUGUAGUUUAAAAUUUACAAAUCAACUUUAGCUACAAAAGAAACUAAAGCAUGUUGGUGGCAUGAUGCUUAUCAGACCAGAUCUAGACAUCAUCUAACAUAUUAAGUGGCUGUAUGCCAGGGUAUUGGAAGUUCUAUAGCAGUGUCCUUUUUUUCUUCAUUUUAAAUAUCUUCUUUAUAAAGAACUUGCAUGGCUUUUUCAUCUCUACUGUGUCAGCUAUACUUAACAAAAAACAGAAGUUCUGUUGUGUAUAUAGCUCCUAAUUAAAGUACCUAUUUUUAUAAU